Durusdinium trenchii is the source of this 1077-nucleotide messenger RNA. The record is from the annotation of a GenBank genome assembly. NCBI's taxonomy places the organism in Eukaryota, Dinophyceae, Suessiales, Symbiodiniaceae.
AUGGUACAUGAGCGGAUGGAGCGCAGCGGAGGAGGAUACGUCUACGCGCCGAAGGCCUUGUGCUUGGUGUCUCUUUUCCCAUGUCUGGAGCUGCUGCGGAGCUUGCUGUCGGACUUGGUCUUGGCCGCACGAGCGGAUCAAGAGAUGCAGCGGUUCACCGGGGAGCCAUGCGACCCCUCCGAACGACUGGUCUUCCGUCUGGUGAGCCAGAUCUUCUACGAGUUGCCACUGCCACCGAACCGGCACACCAUGGUCACCUUGACCGCAGGCCUGAAGGAGGUGACGAUCCUCGACCAGGAGGGCUUUACCAGGGACUUCUCCUUCCGACCACUGGUGGCCUUCCUCUCAGUCAACAGGCUAGCUCAGCUCUUUGUCCUUGUUCUGACAGAAAGAAAGGUGGUCUUGAGCUCACAACAACUCAGCCCUGCACUGCUGGCGGUGAUCUUGGAAGCCCUGCGCGCGCUGCUCUUCCCCUUGGAAUGGGAGCACGUCUAUCUGCCGAUCCUACCUCCGAGCUUCCGCUGGGCAUUGGAAAGCCCUGCGCCCUUCCUGAUGGGCAUGGCUGGCAAGGCGCCGCUGGCCAGCGAGCUGGCAGAGGAUGUUGUGGUCUUUGACUUGGAUACGGGCAAAAGCAUCCCGGACAAGAUCCAGGUUCCGGUGCCCGAGAUCAUCGAGCAGCCGCUGGGGCGCUUGAGGAAUGCGCAUCAGUGGGAGCAACGUGCGGCCAACAAGGACUAUUGGUCCAAGUACGACACGGUGAAGCUGCAGCGGGCCCGCACCGGCUCCGGAGAUGCCGAGUGGCGCAGUGGCGAGUCCUUCGGCGAAGUCGGUGACGAGAGUCGAACUACAGAGGGGCUGGCUGUGGAAGAGCAGUCGCACGACUUUUCCACUUGCUCCCCCUCUUUCGCGGGCAUUGGAAGCAUUGGAACCCAUGGUUUCGCGGGCGAACAAGAGGCUCCAGUGGCGAAAAAGAGGACCAACGGAGCUUUGCAGUGGCAAGAGACCGCUAUGACGGGCAGUUCAGUGAUUGGCACUGUUAGCUUGACAUUGUCCGAGCCUGCGACGGGCCUGUGUUGA